Molecule: messenger RNA, 843 nt
Organism: Cladophialophora psammophila CBS 110553
Lineage: Eukaryota; Fungi; Ascomycota; Eurotiomycetes; Chaetothyriales; Herpotrichiellaceae
Exons: 1
Coding region: 1-843 (280 amino acids)
Source: RefSeq, a predicted model, not a curated record
AUGUCUAACACUGGAGUCAAGAAAGCUCAAGAGGAUUGUUGUCUAGCCGGACAUGGAUCCAUACUGGGACAGGGCAGGUCUGAAUCGACAUCUGAUAAUGUGAUCAGCACCACCAGGGCAGUGGGUAUCGAUGAUUCGGCUGUCGAUGGGGAAGAGAUCGAGGCCGAAACCAAAGACGCUCGAUGGGCUGGGAGAACAGCACCCUGUCCUUCUCGGAAUCCGGCACUUGCUUCAAUUCUCAGCCCACCCGAAACGCCGCGGUCGCUAGUCAGCGAGGACGGUGUUGAAUCAGGAGACACCAAGUUCUACACCCCUUCAGAAUCAGUGGCCCGCCGCAAUGACACUUUUACAGGGCACCUGGUUCAACUGGACAGAACAGAAAGUCCAAGGGCCCUCACCGCUUAUCUGCCAGUCCCACAGUCGUGGCGCCAUACUUCCGAGGUCAAUUUAGACCAAAUGAUUGAUGAGGCCAUGGACGAGGGCGGAUGGAGACGCAAUCAGACCUCAAGGCCACGGACUGUCCUCGCACCAAUGCCACCGAACAUGGCAGAAGCAUCCACACCAGGCCGACAUCUGGCUUCACCUUCCUGCUGGCCUGACUCGGAGACCAUUUGGAGGUUUGGGCACCUUGACAGAGAAGAGAACCAGCGGGUGAAGCGGGAUCUAGAAACGCUCAAACAGGACGAUGAGAUGAGUGGGUACAGACGAACCCUUGCUGCGAGCUGGGCGUUGGCCUCGGUGGUGGCUUGGGAAUCUGAAGGCCCUGUUCGGUUGGGAAGGCAGAUGAGAGACCCCGAAGGCGAGCAUGGAGCGUCUGUGGAGCCGAGCUGUAUCGCGGCUUAG